GGCACGUAUGUGCGCUUGUAAACUAUGAUGAACCGGAUCUGAUUUUGUUGUCUGUUUCAUACUGUCUGAAUGCCCUACUGUAUAUUGUGAUAUGUAGGAGUCGUAUGUGUACUAACAAAAAUUAUCUGUGAUAUACUGCUCUUUCUAUCAACAUAACUAGCUAGCUUCUUUAAGCAAGAUGGUACUGGCCAGCUACAAUCGGUUGUUAACUGUUUACAAACUUACCUGGAGUUGUGACAGUUUAUUUCAAGUUGGAACAGGUGUCCAGCUUCUGUCGGAGCAUUUGAAAAGCUCGUUUCGUUUUAAAUCAUUAGAUCAUUCUUCAGUGCAGGAAAGGCAGCGGCAACACAUGGCUAGAGGUCUGCCUAAGCUGAAGCCAGUAGCAGGGGUGAAGCAGACCAUUGUGGUUGCUUCUGGGAAAGGUGGAGUGGGCAAGUCGACCACUGCAGUGAAUCUGGCACUUGGACUUGCAGUUAAUGAUCCGAGUAAAAAAGUGGGGAUUCUGGAUGCUGAUGUUUAUGGCCCUUCAGUUCCUAAGAUGAUGAACCUGAAGGGGAGCCCUGAGCUCACAGAGAAAAAUCUAAUGAGACCGUUGGUGAAUUUUGGAAUUCCGUGCAUGUCAAUGGGAUUUCUGGUAGACGAAACAACGCCUAUUGUCUGGAGGGGUUUGAUGGUAAUGUCAGCCAUAGAGAAGCUGCUGAGGCAGGUGCACUGGGGUAACUUGGACUACCUGGUUAUUGACAUGCCACCAGGUACUGGCGAUGUCCAGCUAUCCAUCACCCAGAAUAUUCCUAUUGCAGGAGCUGUCAUUGUCUCUACACCACAAGAUAUCGCUUUGCUGGAUGCCCGCAGAGGGGCUGAGAUGUUCCGCAAGGUCAAUGUGCCGGUCUUGGGCCUGGUUCAGAACAUGAGUGUGUUCCAGUGCCCAAAAUGCCUUCACCAAACCCACAUUUUUGGAGAAGAUGGAGUAAAAGAGCUGGCUUCCACUCUAGGCAUGGAGGUUCUCGGGGAUAUCCCCCUUCACGUCAGCAUUAUGAAGAUGUCUGACCUGGGCCAGCCCGUGGUUCUGUCGUCCCCUGACAGCCCUGAGGCUGAAGCUUACCGAAAGAUUGCAUCUGCAGUGGUGCGUCGCCUGUCAGAGCAUUCCAGCUGAGCGUGACAGUUGGACUGAUUGAGCGUGGGCAGGGCAGGGUGCCUGACUUGCAAGUUGUAACCUGGCAAUUGAACACUAAUCAGCAAAAGAAUCGGUGCUGUGAGGACAUUGACAUUGCUUCACAUUCCAGCCUGUCUAUUACAUGCCAUGAAGCAAUCAUUUGCAUUUCAACAACUAUGGUUCAUGUCCCAGGUUAUGUUAGCUAUAUUCUUUCUGUUUUUGUGAUAUAUGAAAGAAAAAAAACUACAAAGUAUUAUUAUUAUUUUAUUAUUAUUAGUAUUCUAGUAUUGUGAUUUAUUUUCCAUUGCCUUAUCUAGCCUAUUUAGACAGUUAAAUUUUGUAUUGAAUCAAUUAUAAAAUAAGAUGACUGUAUUACUUGAGGUUACAUACUUUGUUCAGUUAACCAGCAGUAUUGGUCUUUGGGAAAUAAGUCCAUUCCUUUAAUCACUACGCUGAAUGCUAAGUAUAGUGUGCCAUGGAAGAUAAAAUAUGCCCUGUAAGGUAAUAUUUUGCUAAUAAGACUAUGGCAGAUCCUUCUUCUGUUCUCUACUGAGCUCUUGUUUUUUCCCUAUUCAUUAUUUCACUGUUUUGAAUUAUGAAUCCAUUGUGCUCCUAUAUAACCAUCCCUUCAUCCAUAUUUCAAUUGCUUAUCCAGUCGCUGUGAGUCUGGAGCCUAUCCCAGGAUGCACAGGGCACAAGACACUGGAACAUAACAUUUACUCAUUUAUCGCUUUUAUCCAAAGCGCGGAUCAGAGAGUAGGAUUAGCCAGCCCUGGGACCAGUUGGGGUUAAGAAUCUUGCUAAAUCUGCCAGUCACAGGAUUUUAGCCAGUUAUAUUCUAGCCAUGGGCACAGAGUCCUAACCUGCUGAACCACACACUGCCUCGAAUUGCCUGGAUGUAAUACCUGGAUAGGAUGUGUGUGUGCACUCUGCUGCUUAACAUUGUUAGAAUCACAUAAAAAGCUUCAGCAUGGUGGUGGCCUUGAGGCGUGGGCAAAACUGAGGAAUAACCGAAAUAUAACAAUAUGUCCGGACUAACAUGCUGCCCAUUUAAAAAGUUUUAAUGAGCAGCAGACAUAGCACCACUAACACACACAUCAAAUCACCAAUCAGACAACAACAACACCCUCUAUUGCUUCCUACAGCUGUCAACUACAAUAAGUUGCUUAUACUCCCAAGCAGUGUGGAUGAAGCCUUAAGGCAUUUCCAACUGCCAAGAAAAAACAUAUGAAAUAGAUAAGGAUGUUAAUCCACGUUGAAAAUCUCACUAACUAUCCUGAAGAGUAAACACGUUUUUGAUUAGGAGCUUCAGCAAGUGUUCCCAUUUCCUAAACCAUUACUUCUGUAGUGAAUGUUUAUGCACGAUUAAAUGCAAUGAAUUCUA
This is a messenger RNA of Brienomyrus brachyistius, 2537 nucleotides long. RefSeq names its product nucleotide binding protein-like (gene nubpl). Gene Ontology annotation, molecular function: ATP-dependent FeS chaperone activity; ATP binding; 4 iron, 4 sulfur cluster binding. Gene Ontology annotation, biological process: mitochondrial respiratory chain complex I assembly; iron-sulfur cluster assembly. The transcript is spliced from 11 exons. The coding region runs from base 179 to 1153 and encodes 324 amino acids. The record is from RefSeq and is a predicted model, not a curated record. Gene Ontology annotation, cellular component: mitochondrion. NCBI's taxonomy places the organism in Eukaryota, Metazoa, Chordata, Actinopteri, Osteoglossiformes, Mormyridae.